Molecule: messenger RNA, 1520 nt
Organism: Arachis ipaensis
Lineage: Eukaryota; Viridiplantae; Streptophyta; Magnoliopsida; Fabales; Fabaceae
Source: RefSeq, a predicted model, not a curated record
AAAGGGUAACCUAAAGGUAAAGCAGAAUGUUUCUCACUUUCUCUCUAUCUCCUCCUUCCUUCAUCGUCUCAGUGUCUCACUCUUUCUAUGGAUCUCCUUCUUCCCCAUAAAAGCCAACCGCACCGUCGGCUUCAACACCAUCACCGACGGAUGAUCUCCGGAUUACAUCCUCUCUCGGUUAUCUGCUCUCUCUUUCUGGCGAUUGCGACUCACAUUCUCUCUCGCUCUUACUCCCAAACCCUACCUCUUCACCUCCGUUUUGCACCUUCAGAGGAGGAGGACGCGGUAGAGGCAGCAGACCUCUCCGAAAUCCUCAACCCACAGAGACACAACAGCUGCAGCCUUCGCUUUCACAGCUCCGUCGCCGUCCAUUGCAAACAACACGACACAGCGUUUUGGUUUGACUUCAUCGCUGACCGCUCACGAUUCUCUUCCACUCUGCUACGCCUAAUCCCCUAACGCUAUUCUACAAGGUUACGCUGUCUAUGCAUCUUACUCUUCAUUUUUAUUUUAAUUUUAAUUUUUAAAUUUAUGUUUGAUACAAAAGUGUAAAUCAACUUUAUAGGAUAUGAAAUUACCCUUUAGUUCUAUUUCGAAUUUGAAUUCUGUACUUCUGUACUUAGUGUAAAUCCAUUGUUUUCUUUUGCAUUGUUAGUGUAUAGAGAAAAUGAGUUAUUUGGGUGUAGGUGUUAGUCUUGGAACAGUUCCAGUGUAUCAUAGCACAAACCUGAAAUUGUUGGAUAAGAGGAUCAAGAUAGCUGAUUUGGUGUUAAGGUUUAUGAUUCUUGGUAUUGGAGUUGUUGCAGCUGUUCUUAUUGGAACUGAUUCACAAGUGAAGGUGUUUUUCUCCUUUGAGAAGGAAGCUAAAUUCUCUGAUGUUAAGGCUUUGGUAUUCUUGGUAGUUGCUAAUGGUUUGGCUGCUGGAUACUCUUUGAUUCAAGGACUCUGUUGUGUUGUGAGUUUGGUUAGGGGAAGUGUUCUCUUCAACAGGCCCUUAGCUUGGGCCAUUUUCUCUGCUGAUCAGGUGUUAGUCCUGGAACAGUUCCAGUGUACCAUAGCACAAACCUGAAAUUGUUGGAUAAGAGGAUCAAGAUAGCUGAUUUGGUGUUAAGGUUUAUGAUUCUUGGUCUUGGAGUUGUUGCAGCUGUUCUUAUUGGAACUGAUUCACAAGUGAAGGUGUUUUUCUCUUUUGAGAAGGAAGCUAAAUUCACUGAUGUUAAGGCUUUGGUAUUCUUGGUAGUUGCUAAUGGUUUGGCUGCUGGAUACUCUUUGAUUCAAGGACUCCGUUGUGUUGUGAGUUUGGUUAGGGGAAGUGUUCUCUUCAACAAGCCCUUAGCUUGGGCCAUUUUCUCUGCUGAGCAGUACCCUUUUAUAUUUGAAAGAUCGCAUCCUACUUUUUUUUUGUUGUCUUAUACAUUGUGGUCAAAACACAAUAUUAUCAAGAUUCUUGCAUCAACAUCUUGCUUUUUCCUCAAGCAUUUUGUUGCCAUGUUGAUUAAUAUCAAUUAUUUUUUUAUAAA